AUGGCGGGGGACAGAGGAGGAAAUCCGAGUCUAAUGGAGAUUUUGGAGAGGUUGGACACUAUGCAGCGAGCCAACGAGGCCUUGCAAGCUCAGGUGACGGAGUUGACUCGCGGCAGGGCAGAUCAUCAGGGAUCUGACCGCCACACCGCGGCGGCGGUGGUCAAUUUCCAACCCUUUUCGGAGGAAAUCGCGGCGGAGGAGAUCCCAGAGCAUGUCAAGACUCUCGUUCUGGAUCCUUACUCCGGAGCUACAGAUCCGAAGGAGCAUCUGGUUUACUUCAACACCCGGAUGGUAAUCGCAGGGGUGAACGAUGCAGUCAAGUGCAAGUUGCUUCCAUCCACUUUCAGGAAAUCUGCUAUGACGUGGUUCACUACCCUUCCCCCUGGCUCGAUUGCGGAUUUCACCGAGUUCUCAACGCGUUUCUUGUCUCAGUUCUCGGCGAGUAGAUCUGAACAAGCCACCAUAGCAGCUUUGCUAAUGGUGAUUCAACGAGAGAAUGAAUCGAUCAAGAGUUAUAUGACACGAUUCAAUGAGUUGUCAGUGCACUUGGAAGAUUCCGUGCCAUCCGUCUGCGUAGCGGCUUUCAAGAAUGGACUCAGGGAGGAACGUUUGAACGGGAAUCUGACGAGGCACCCAGCAACUUCCAUGGUUGAGAUCAGGGCGCGUGCUCGAAGUUACAUCUUGGAGGAGGAAGACAACUGUCAGAAGUAG
Messenger RNA from Lotus japonicus, 711 nucleotides. RefSeq lists its product as uncharacterized. Bases 1 to 711 code for a protein of 236 amino acids. The record is from RefSeq and is a predicted model, not a curated record. The transcript has a single exon. NCBI's taxonomy places the organism in Eukaryota, Viridiplantae, Streptophyta, Magnoliopsida, Fabales, Fabaceae.